Molecule: messenger RNA, 1469 nt
Organism: Paramecium tetraurelia
Lineage: Eukaryota; Ciliophora; Oligohymenophorea; Peniculida; Parameciidae
Exons: 8
Biological process (GO): intracellular signal transduction; peptidyl-serine phosphorylation; protein autophosphorylation
Cellular component (GO): cytoplasm; nucleus
Molecular function (GO): calcium/calmodulin-dependent protein kinase activity; ATP binding; calcium-dependent protein serine/threonine kinase activity
Source: RefSeq, a predicted model, not a curated record
AUGAAUUAAGAAGACAUAUUCCUAAAGAAAUAAUGGUUUAUCAAGUCUUGCGAAGGAAAGAUCGAAUAAUUCUAUGACAUAAAUCUCAAAAAAGUAAUUGGGUCUGGAACAUAUGGAAGUGUUGUCAAAGCUGCAUUAAAAGGCACAAAAUAAUAACGUGCUGUUAAAGUAAUUCCGAAGUCUAAGGUCAAAAAUCCAGAAAGAUUUAAGAGAGAAAUCGAUAUUCUCAGAGCAUUGGAUCAUCCCAACAUUAUUAAAUUAUAUGAAACAUUUGAAGAUUAAAGAAAUGUGUAUUUGGUCAUGGAACUGUGUGAAGGAGGAGAAUUAUUUGAUAGAAUCAUGGACAAAGGAUACUUUAAUGAGGCUGAGGCACACAUAAUAUUUCUACAGAUUAUGCAAGCCUUAAAUUACUGCCAUUCAAAUGGAAUUUGUCAUAGAGAUUUGAAACCAGAAAACUUUCUAUUUUUAACUAAAGCUGAAGAUUCUCCUCUUAAAGUUAUUGAUUUUGGAUUGAGCAUUCUAUUUGAAGAAGGGCCUCAGAAACCUGGCACAUAGAAGGUUUCAAUGAAAACUAAGGCAGGAACACCUUAUUAUAUCUCUCCUGAAGUAUUGAAAGGAAAUUACGACGAAUUAUGUGAUAUUUGGUCUGCAGGAGUAAUAUUAUACAUAUUGCUCUCUGGUGUUCCUCCCUUUUAUGGAGAUACUGAUCCUGAAAUCUUGGAGGCUGUUUAAAAAGGACAAUACACAACAGAUAUCCCUGAAUUCAAAUUCGUUAGUGAUUCAGCCAAAGAUUUGAUUGCAAACAUGAUCAUAUCUCCAGAUAAAAGAUACAAGGCUUAAUAAGUCUUAUCACAUAAAUGGAUGAAGGAAAAGAAUAAGCCAAAUAAAGAACUCAAAUUGAAUUAUGGGGCAUUAAAGAAUUUUGUAGGCAGUAAUAAAUUAAAGAAAGUCGCCCUCACAUUUAUUGCAUCACAAUUAAAUGAAUAGGAAAUAACCCAUUUAGGAAAAUUAUUUAAAUAAUUGGAUAAGAAUGGAGACGGAGUCUUGACAAUUGAAGAAAUCAGAGAAGGGUUAAUAGGAAUGAGUGAUGAUUAAUCUAAGGAAUUAGCCAAUGUCAUAAAAAGUAUUGAUACUGAUGGGAAUGGUAACAUUAAUUACACUGAAUUCUUGGCAGCAACUAUGGAGAAAUAGUUAUACAUGAAAGAAGAAAAGCUAUAUUAGGCUUUUAAGAUGUUGGAUGUGGAUGGAAGUGGCAAGAUUGACAAGAAAGAAUUACAAUAGGUUCUUGGAAAGUCUGAUAAAAUAAUUGAUGAAAAAUAUUGGGAUGAUAUGAUUAAGGAAGCUGAUAAGAAUGGAGAUGGAGAGAUUGACUAUAAUGAAUUUAUUGAAAUGAUGGAUAGAUUUAGCAUUAUGAAUUGAGAUAGUCUAUAUUUUACAUACAAUUUAUUGAUCAAAAUUAAUAUCCCUUC